Messenger RNA from Entamoeba histolytica HM-1:IMSS, 3504 nucleotides. Its product is annotated as protein kinase domain containing protein. The coding region runs from base 1 to 3504 and encodes 1167 amino acids. The record is from RefSeq and is a predicted model, not a curated record. The transcript has a single exon. Lineage: Eukaryota; Evosea; Mastigamoebida; Endamoebidae. Gene Ontology annotation, molecular function: ATP binding; protein kinase activity. Gene Ontology annotation, biological process: protein phosphorylation.
AUGAGAAUAAUACUUCUAAUAUUACUCUCGUUACUUAUUAUUCUAUCAUCAUCAUUUGUAAUUCCUUCUUCAUCAAUAGAUGAUUUUAAACAAACUGGCACUUGUGGUGAUGGUAUUUGGGAUUCAUUUAGUGAAGAGUGUGAUGGAAGUGAUGGGUGUAAUAAUCAAUGUUAUUGUAAUAAUGGAUUUACUUCUAAUGGAAAAGGAAAUUGUAUUAUGCAAUGUAUGUAUGGAAGUGCAUGUAUUGGAGGAUGUAUAGCACCAGAUGUAUGUGUUUCAUGUUCUGAAUCAUCAGGUUUUAAUGAAGACUGUUCAAAUUGUAAAGAAAAUUAUGUUUAUAAUACUAUUGGACAAUGUGGUAAUUUAACAGAACGUAUUUGGGGAUGUAAAGAAUGGUUUGAAAUGCAAGGUACACCAAGUGCAUAUAGAAAUGUUACGAUGACAUCUGAACAUCAAACAAUAACUUUGGAUGCUCCUGGAAUGUAUUUUCCUAUGCAAAUCAAUAGAUGUACUCCUUAUGUUUCUCAAGAUAAACCUUAUGUAUUUGGUGCAUGGGUUGCUUUAAGAUCAACAGUAGGUGGAUGGAUUGUAGCAGAAACAGAUAAACAUUAUACCUCAGAAGAAAUUGAAUUUGCUGAGCAACAAAAGAAAGUUAUUGGAAAUGAUUUUGCUAUUAGUGAACAAAAGAAUUGUGCAUCUGGAAAUUCAGUUUCACAUCACAAUUAUUGUCUUGAUGCUAAUAAUGAUAUAAGUGCUUAUAUCCAUUCUCCUAGAAUGGUUGUUUAUGUAAAUAGUGAUGAAGUAAGAUAUCUUCAUAUUCAUUUACCAUAUGGUCAACGUAUUAGUAAUUGGUUUAAAAUGCUUUUUACAUCUAUUGCUCAUCCUUGUAGUACUUAUUAUAAACAACUAAAUUGGAAUGAACUUCAAUUACAAUAUACUUUUGAAUUAAAUUAUGAAUAUUCAGUUAAUUCAAAUUCUGUUUGUGUAUCAAAAAUUUUACGAGGACAAUGGUUUAAACUAAAAGGAUCAGAUGAUGUUCUUAUGAUAGAUACUUGUAAUAGUUCUUUAAAUUAUAGUGUUUCUAUUCAACUUAUUGAAGUAAAUCAAAAUGAGUCAUUAACAGAUUUUUCAUGUUCAUCAAACAAAGCAACAUGUUCUCGUUAUGUUGCUUCAAAUUGUGAAAAUUCUAAAUUAGCUCGAAUGGUUGCUCAAUUAGAACCUACAAAGAAUUAUUUUAUUUUUGUUUCAAUAGAUGAAAAUAAUAUUGGAAUUAUUAAUAUUACAUUUAAAACUGUUUGUCCAUUUGGAUGUGGAGAACAUGGAUUUUGUAAUAAUAAUGGUGUUUGUAUUUGUGAAGAUGGAUAUGUAGAUAAUGGUGGAUGUUCAUUAUGUGGGAAUGGUAAAAUUGAUGAUAGUGAAGAAUGUGAUUUAUCUGCUCAAGAAGAUAGUCAUUGUGCAACAACUUGUAAAUGUUAUUUUGGUUUUAUACCAAUCACUAUCAAUGGAACAACUAAAUGCUCUCCACCAACAUGUAAUAAUGGAGUUAUAGAUCAAAAUGAAGAAUGUGAUGGAGGAAAAGGAUGUGACCAUUGUUUCUGCCAAGAAGGAUAUAUUAAAUAUGAAAAAGCACGUGAAUAUUGUUUAUCAACUAAAUGUGGAAAUGGAAAAUUAGAAGAAGAAGAAGAGUGUGAUAGUGGAGAUGGAUGUUAUGAAUGUGAAUGUCAAGAAAAUUGGUAUAGCUAUAAUUCAAAGAAUUGUAAAGAUGAAAGUUAUGGACUUGUAAUAGCAGAUUUUAUUGGUAGAAUUUUAAUACCUUAUUGGAUAUUUUUAAUAUUGAUUGGAUGUAUUAGUGGUAUUGUUCAUUGGAAAGUUACUUCUAAUAUUAAAAAGGAAUUAAAAGAAAUGGAAGGAGCUUUACCUUUCUUUGAAACAACAAUUAUUCCAUUUAAUAAAGAAAACUCACAAUUUAUUGAUGUUAAGUCAGCAAAUCCAUAUUUUACAAUUGAUCCACCUUCAAUUGAUUUCCAAGAAGAAAGAGUUGAAGUAGGAGAAGUAUAUUCAUAUACUUUUACUAUUACAAAUAAUUGGAAAGAAGUUCUUCAUUAUACAUUCCAUGCAGGAGAAUACCUUAAAUAUGAUAUAACAUUUAAACCUGUUACUGGAUCAUUAAGGCAAUAUCAAAGUGUUGAUAUUCAAGCAAUGGUCUGUUUAAAAUGUACAACUGUUAUUAAUGAACGUGUUCCAGUUACUAUUAGAUUUGGUCAAUUAAAUUCAAUUUUAAAGAAUAUUAAAAAGGAAAAUCCAGAAAUGUUAGAUCAACUCUCUCAAAAUUCAUCUCAUGUCUCUGAAAAUUCUCAACAACCAGGAGAACCAAGAAGGUCUUUCUCUUCUUUAUCAAACAUAAGUAAUAAAUCAGGAGGGUCUGAUAAAAAUUCUUCACAUGAACAAUCUCAACAAUCUUCUAAAUCAUCAAAAAAACAUCGUACUGACAGAAUACGUAAAUUCCAUUUGUAUCUUCCUCUUCAAGCAGAAUCUACUUUAUCUACUAAAUUAGAUUAUGAAGAAAUUCAUUUACAUCAUCCUCCUAUUGGUUCAGGUACAUUUGGUAUUGUUUAUAGAGCAGAAUGGAGAGGAGUUGAUGUUGCAGUUAAAGUUAUGAAAACUGAUUUAUUUGAUUUAAAUGAUUUAUUACCUAAUUUCCUUCAAGAAGUUGAAUUAUUAGAAAAGAUUCGAUGUCCAUAUAUUAUUAAUUUCAUUGGAAGUGUAACAAGUUCAGACACUUUAGCAUUAGUAACUGAAUUUUGUCCAUUAGGUUCAUUAAGAAGAUAUAUUAAGACUAAUUCAAUGUCUGUUGAAUUAAAAUUAAGAUUUUGUCAUGACAUUGCAUCUGGUAUGGAUUAUCUUCAUCAAAACGAUAUCACUCAUCGUGAUUUAAAAACUGACAAUGUUUUAGUCUAUUCAAAAAAUCCUUUUGAUCCUGUUGUAUGUAAAGUCACCGAUUUUGGAACUUCACGUUCAUUUAUUGAAUCAUUAGGUAAAACAGGAAUUCAAAAUAUUGGUACUCCAAUGUAUAUGGCACCAGAACUAAAUACUGGAGAACAAGAUAUGACAUUAAAAUCAGAUGUUUUUUCAUUUGCUAUUUGUUGUACUGAAAUUUGGUUAGGUAGAGAUCCAUAUGAUCCAGAGAAAUUCCCAGAUUCAGAAUCAAUUUUAAAAUUUGUUGGAAGUGGUAAACGAAUAGAACUACCACAAGAUUGUUUGAUUAAAACUAUUAUUGAACAAUCAUGGAAACAUAACCCAAAAGACCGACCUCAUUUUGAUGAAGUUCUUCAUUUAAUUGAUGGAAUAAUAAAACAAAUGCACUUAAAUGUAUCUCCAUCUCAAAAUCAAUCAAGUGUUCAAAACUCAUUUGAUAAAAGAAAUUCUGUUGUUUUUAUCAAUACUGAACAAAGUAAAAGCAAUUCUUCUCAUGAUUCAUCUAACGAUCAAGAAAUAAUACUUUAA